AUGGGGAAUAACUCGAGCCAUGCUUCGUCGACUGUAUCCAUUUCAUCCAAUCAUAAUACGACGUAUCGUAAUGGUUUCUUAAGUGUGUUUUUAUCCGGUCGUCGUCUUGAAUUCACGCUACGAAACAUGCGAACGCUCCAUACCCAACUCAUUCACUUUCAAUCGCUUCCAGACGCUGAAAUUGUCGAACUUUUACGUGUAUUAUCAGAAUUUCUCAUUUAUUCCGACCAACAUCGUAUGUCAAUGGAACUAGAGGAUCAAGUUGCAGCUGAUUUGGACGAGAAAACCGACAAUCCAGGGACUUUUUUCGAUUAUUUUGGAGAAACGAAUAUGUUGGCGUUAUUGGUCGAACUUGGUACGAGUCGGCCUUCGUUUCCUGUUCAAGUUCAGUUGCUACAGACGAUGAGUAUUUUAGUCCAGAAUAUUGCAACUCGGACGUCACUGUACUACCUUUUGAGCAAUAAUCACAUUAAUCGUCUUCUCGAGUGUCCUUUUGCCGUAGACAAAGAUGAUGAUGUACGAGACUGGUAUGUUACAUUGUUGAAAGCGUUGUCGUUACGACUUAAUGAAGAAACGGUGCAGUUUUUCUUGGAUACUCAACAAGGAGAAGAAUUGCAUUUUCCACUCUAUGCACGUGCAUUGAAAUUUGGACGUUGUAAUGAAACAAUGGUAAAAGUUGCAGUCAAGACGUUGACACUUAAUGUGCUAAAAGUAUCGGAUCCAAGGGUACGCCGGUUUGUACUGCAGUAUGACGAGAUGAAGUACUUUCGGGAUAUUGUAGAGAUUGCAAAUGACUUGACAUUGAUGCUACAGGGACUGCUGAAUAACUGGCCCUCAUUAGACGAACAAAUGCAAAAGAUGACAUACAUAGAGAAAUUAGAAGAAGCAGUGGAUGCGUACAUUGAUCACUGUUUCUACUUACAGGAUCUAUUGGAUGUGAAUGUACCGGAACUUUGCUAUAAAAUUGGAGAUCUGCUCUUUUCACGACAUAUUAGAUGCUUGUUGGCGACUAGUAUCUUGCCAGAUUGUGGACCCCCGCCGCAACGAGUGUCGACACAGCUGGCGCUUUACCUGCUCACUCGACUUUUAGGCAUUUUAGAGCACGCCCCUCUUGUGAAUGCUAUCGCUUUUAUGUUGUUGUCGCCAGAUGCGUCAGAAAAGUGUGAAUACUCAGCAAUAGCUUUUGGAGCUGGAUCAAGACGGCGACAUAGCAGUUCACAUUGCCUGGAAUCGAUAGACAGCGAUGACGACGAUGAUGAUGAAAAUACCGUGACAACAGAAAACUCGCCGCGAGAGCUAUCUCCCCAACCUUCUUUACCGUGGAAUAUGGAACAGCUUCCGAUGCACGUGUUUUGUCCUCAUUCGGCAACUACGUGCGAGUCAUCGUUGUGCUACGUUCAAACGCGUUUUGGAAUGGGCGAGUGGCCAGUCGAUGAAGUGAAGGCGUUUGUCCCGCAGAGCACCAACUGCUACCGCCAGUCUUUUCUAUCAUUGCUUUGUUCAAGCGAUGAGCCACUCUCAUCUACAGCUGUGAUGCUUGUGAUAGCCAUUAUCAAUAACAAGGCGGUAGAUCAUUCUUUGCUACGGGAGCUAGAUUUGUUGCCCUUCCGGUAUCGUUACGGAAAACGUGCAAAAUGUGAUGAUAAGCAGAUAAUUGCUGAUGGUCACGAUAAGACUGCACAACAGAAGAAAACUGAUGAUAAUGCAAUGACCGAUAGCUCGGCUCUACCAGCCAUUGCAUCCCUGUCAUCGUCAUAUGAUUCUUCUGACUCGCAAGGAAUUCGAGGGGAUGCUGGAAAAGAUGUAAACAUCGACAAAAUCGAUAAGGGAUAUUUUUCACCAAAGGGCGAAGAUGAUGAUGAAGUGUCUAGUGCUCCUGGAGUAGACAAUGAUCCAUUGUGCCGCACAAACGCCUACCCUUUUUGGCUAGUCGAGUUGAUAUUGGAGGUCCUUGCGCGAAACCAAAGCUCACGUUUGUUUAGCACGCAACUGUGCGCACGCUUACUCGUGGAUAUCAUGGUGGACACACGUAUGCCGACUUCCUAUUGCCUUCUUACCCAGCAGCAUACUGCAACACUCAAGGAUAUUUACUCAAGUAGUGCACACCUUGUCAUGGAGAGCAUGCGUGGCGCAAUGGCUGAAGUGGAUUUAUUCAUUUACGUGCUAGAAAAAGAGGUGGCAACUUUCCAGCGCAAGUGCUUUCCUAUUCAGUUACAGCUGGAUUCCUCGUCACCUUUUGAGUGCCUCGUUCCACUUGAGAAAGAAGAGGCUAUGACCUCUCCGGUGUGGGCCGGUUCACGGGACACCUUAGCGCUGCGCUGCCCCGCAAAUCAAAUGGAAGUGUGUCGCAAGUCUAUGCGGGUGUUUCUUUCGCUGCGGAAACUGCGCGAACUCUUGGACUCAAGCUAUGUAAAUGACGGACUGGAGCGGCUUGUUGCGUACCGUCACCCGCGUACAAGUGUAUUUGCAAGUGCUGCGGGUGGAAGGGAUUCGUGCACAGUGUCAUUGGACGGUAUGGUCUCUCUCAAGUGUAUGUAUCGCGAACAGCGGUUUUUGCUGAUGGCGACGAAACUAUUGAUGGUGAUGAAUCCCGAGGCAUUUGUGCUUGUGGAAAAGAUUCUCGAUCAAAAUGACGACAGCAAUACGCAUGAUGAGGAAGAAAGAGGUAUCGUGAAAGUGUUUGCACCGAUCCACCGCACAUACUGCACAAUGGACGCACGAGACGAUCGUGUAUUACAAGUGUCAGUCCGCUCUGCACUACCUGUACUAGGUUGCCGAAGUGACCAGAAAGAUUAUCAAGACGCAUCGGCAUCUGAUAAAUUAAUGGACUGGAAUAUUCUGCUGAUGUUCCCGACCUCGGAAGAUUGUGCCCAGGCACAAACACAUAUUAAUAUCAGCGGGAUGGAGGUGCGCGCGUUCAAGUUACACCAGAUUGAAAAAAGCCUCACAGCGCAUCUGCAUGUGACUCAGUCGAGUAACGGCGGACGGCGAAAAUUCUUUUAUACAAAUGCUGCACAAAUUGCAAAGAGUGAAAACAGUGAGGAGGAAGAUGAAGCUGAGAGCAGCAGAGAAGACACAGAUGGCAAUGGUGCCGAAGAUGAAGAUAAUAGCGAAGAAGAAACAGAAGAAGUGGAUAAAAAAGAAGACCAGGAGAUACGAAGCUAG
Molecule: messenger RNA, 3165 nt
Organism: Peronospora farinosa
Lineage: Eukaryota; Oomycota; Peronosporomycetes; Peronosporales; Peronosporaceae
Source: the annotation of a GenBank genome assembly